This is a messenger RNA of Lycium barbarum (goji berry), 3214 nucleotides long. RefSeq lists its product as uncharacterized. The record is from RefSeq and is a predicted model, not a curated record. Bases 103 to 2928 code for a protein of 941 amino acids. The transcript is spliced from 12 exons. Gene Ontology annotation, biological process: maturation of SSU-rRNA. Gene Ontology annotation, molecular function: snoRNA binding; protein binding. Gene Ontology annotation, cellular component: small-subunit processome; Pwp2p-containing subcomplex of 90S preribosome. NCBI's taxonomy places the organism in Eukaryota, Viridiplantae, Streptophyta, Magnoliopsida, Solanales, Solanaceae.
AACCCUAGCCAAUUUAACAUACUCAGUCAAAUCACACAAAGUGAAGAAGAGAGUGAAAUCACACAAAGUGGAGAAGAGGGGAAAACAGAGUAUAUUUAAUCAAUGGUGAAGAAUUACUUGAGGUACGAGCCGGCGCUGUCGUUUGGAGUGAUAACAUCAGGAGUUAUUGAGUAUGACAGGUCAGGGAAACACUUGCUAGCUGCAGCUUUAGAGAAAAUAUGUUUAUGGCAUGUGAGGCAAGGUGUUUGUACCAAAAUCCUAGCUCCAUCUAACUCGAAAAAAGGACCUUUCCUUGCAGUUACAGCAAUUGCUUCCUCUUCUACAUCAUCCCAUAUAGCAAGUGGUUAUGCUGAAGGAAGCAUUAGAAUCUGGGAUUCCGAGAAAGGGAUAUGUGAAACCACACUGAAUGGGCAUAAAGGGGCUGUGACGGCCCUUCGAUACAAUAAGCUUGGAUCAUUACUAGCAUCUGGAAGCAAAGAUAAUGACGUUAUUUUAUGGGAUGUGGUGGGUGAGACUGGCCUGUUUCGCCUUCGGGGACAUCGUGAUCAGGUUACUGAUCUCGUUUUCUUAGAUUCUGGCAAAAAACUGGUAACGGCUUCUAAGGACAAAUUUUUAAGGGUAUGGGAUCUUGAUACUCAACAUUGCAUGCAGAUUAUAAUUGGCCACCAUACUGAAAUUUGGUCCAUAGAUAUUGACCCUGAGGAAAGAUAUCUAGUCACUGGUUCUGCUGACCCCGAUCUUCGCUUUUACACUAUAAAUAAGGACUUGCCUACAGAAAACAAAUGGGAAGUACUGAAGUCAUUUGGUGAAAUUCAACGCCAAAGCAAGGAUAGAGUUGCAACAGUGAGGUUUAACAAGUCUGGAAACCUGCUGGCUUGUCAAGUUGCAGGGAAGAUAGUGGAAAUAUUCCGAGUGCUGGACGAGUCUGAAUCUAAACACAAAGCGAAAAGAAGAGUCAGUAGAAAGAAGCAGAAGAAAGCUGCCAAAGAAGGCCUCGAGGCAACAGAAAAAGGAGAGGCAGAUAUUGGAGCUGAAGGAGGCAGCAAUCCUGUUGUUACAGUUCUGGAUAUCUUCAAGCUUCAUCAAACUCUACGGGCUGGAAAGAAGAUCUCCUCAAUUUCUUUCUCCCCAGUAACUUCAAAGAAUUCACUGGCUACCUUAGCAUUGUCGUUGAACAAUAAUUUAUUGGAAUUUCAUGCUAUAGAAAGCAGUUCAACUACUAAAUUGAAUGCUAUUGAGCUUCUGGGGCAUCGUGCUGUUGUCAGAAGUGUUACUCUCAGCUCAGAUAACACUCUUUUGAUGUCGACUAGUCACAGUGCAAUUAAAAUAUGGAACCCUACGACUGGUUCUUGCCUCCACACAAUUGAUUCAGGAUACGGUCUCUGUGGACUAUUUCUUCGAGGUAACAAGUAUGCGGUUGUUGGUACAAAAGGUGGGACCCUGGAAUUUAUUGAUGUUAGAAGCGGUACUUGUGUGGAAGUAGUGGAAGCCCAUGGCGGUGCUGUUCAGUCAAUUGCUUUAAUUCCAGAUGAAACAGGUUUUCUCACCAGUUUAACUCCAGAUGGAACAGGUUUUCUCACCAGCAGUGCCGAUCACGACAUUAAACUCUGGGAAUGUCAAACGGUGCAAAAGGCUGGUAAAGGGUCUAAGCAUUUAACUGUUUCUCCUACAAGGAGCUUAAAAAUGCAUGAUGAUGUUCUAGUGGUUGCUGCGAGCCCUGAUGGUAAAUUUAUUGCUGCUGCCUUGUUGGAUAACAUAGUAAAGGUCUACUAUAUGGAUUCACUCAAGUUAUUUAUUUCACUCUACGGCCACAACCUGCCUGUAUUGUGUAUGGAUAUUUCUUCAGAUGGGGAUCUGCUUGUCAGUGGCUCUGCAGACAAAAAUGUGAAGAUUUGGGGUCUAGACUUCGGGGAUUGUCAUAAGUCACUUUUUGCGCAUGCUGAUAGUGUUACGGGAGUUAAGUUUGUGCCCAACACCCAUUACUUUUUUACUGUGGGGAGAGAUCGCUUGGUGAAGUACUGGGAUGCUGACAAGUUUGAGUUGCUUUUAAACCUUGAAGGUCACCAUGCUGAAGUUUGCUGUCUUGCUAUGAGCAACCUUGGUGAUUUUAUUGUCACAGGAUCUCAUGAUCGGUCCAUACGUCGUUGGGAUCGUAUUGAAGAAUUUUUUUUUCUUGAGGAAGAGAAAGAGAAGAGAUUGGAAGAGAUGUUUGAAUCAGACAUUGACAAUGGAUUUGAGAAUAAGUAUGGACCAAAGGAAGAACUUCCAGAGGAGGGAGCUGUGGCAUUAGUGGGGAAAAAGACUCAAGAAACUCUUACUGCUACAGAUUCUAUCAUAGAAGCACUGGACAUGGCACAUGCAGAGCGGAAGCGAAUUGCUGAACAUCAGGAGGAUAAAUCAAAGGGCAGAGUUUCAGAAUUUAGGCCGAAUAUUCUCAUGCUUGGGCUUUCUCCGUCUGAUUAUCUUCUUCGUACAUUAUCUAGUGUUCAUACUAAUGAUCUGGAGCAAGCUUUCCUGCCUUUACCCUUUUCUGAUGCUUUGGAGCUCAUGUCAUACCUGGAGAAUUGGGCCUCUAUACCAGAUAAGGUGGAGCUUGUUAUUAGGAUAGCAACACUGCUAUCGCAACUUUAUCACCACCAACUGGUUUCAACUGUCUCUGCUAGACCCCUCUUGACCAAACUAAAAGACAUUCGUGCAAAAGUUAAGGAACGCAAAGAUAUCCUCGGUGUCAACUCUGCUGCAAUGGAUCAUCAUCGCACGCAAUUGAUGUCUUCACGGUCGGAUGCUCCAUUUGGAAAUGCAAUGACUAAAUUAUGGGAGAUACGCUCAUGCAACACAAAAGGUAUUGAAGCAAGGGCAGACACAAGACAAGAAAAGAAGAGAAAGAAGAAACAGAAGAAGAUUGACGGAGGACAUGUUUGGUCAUAACUUAUUAUAACCUCAACUAAACUUGUAUUUAAAAUUUGUAUCUAAUUUUGGUUGUUGAGUUGUAAAGACUUUUGUAGCCCUAACUAUGAAUCGCAGCUGUGAUGGUGUUGAAUUCUUAAAUGACAAGAGCUUUGUACUGAUAAUAGAACAUUCAAAUGGUAAGGUUUAGAAGAGAAAUUUGGAUUCUCAGCAGCCACCUGUGAUUUUUGAAGUCCAUUACAUGUUCUCGUUUCAUAAUUGUGAAAAACUUCUAGUUUAUUUUCUGAGAUUCUGUGAUUUCCAAUUA